AUGUCGUUCCCUUCCACGACGACGGAUUGGCAAGUCCGCGCAAUCGAAGGCAUGCAAUUACUUCUCCCAUUUUUGGCCGGAUUAUCCUAUAUUGUAGCAACUGCUGUUGAAUGCGUCGUAUCCCAAAACCGAAACUCACGGCCAGUGCGACAAGCGGUCCGCAAUGCUAUCCUAUCUUUGAUGGUAGUUGUCCUCACCUCUUACUGCAUCAGCGCUGCACUGUUAUGUUCUACUUUUGACGGAAGCCGGCCCAUCUCCGACGAUUCUCUCUUGUUCUCGCUUUGGUCAAUACUGUUAUGGGCUUUCUUAACUACUCAAUUUGCCACCAGUAAUCCUAGAGUUGGGUAUCCCUUAUGGAACUGUUGGGUUAUUUAUUUGACUGGCGAGUCAGCUCUUCUCAGUUUGCAGUUAUCGGCUCAUUUACCGAUUCAUGGGGCCAUAUUGGCUCUGCAAGUCGUACGUCCGGUGGCUUUGUCGAUGCUCUGUGCCCUUGUCCUAGUGCAACCAUUGACCAAACAGAAGACAGAGGUCUACGGACGAGACGAUUAUAGGGUUGAAGAAAAUCGUCCCCUGCUGCAUGGUUUCCAGAGUGAUACAUCUUAUUCAUCAGUCAGCAAUACCGAUUCAAGCAACAAUGAGUCAAGUCAAGGCACGACCUCAAAGGAGAUAUCGACCUUAUCACAGAGCUCAGAAGUACUGAAGUUUCUCGUGCCUCUGUUGUGGCCGAAGCGCCGACUCGGGCUACAAUUACUGGUCAUAGUCGUUGGUCUUUGCUUGAUUACUGAACGUCUACUGGUGGUCUAUGUUCCUAUCCAGUUGGGUACAAUCACCAACACUUUGACUAAAGAGAAGACCCUGCCGUGGCAGCAGAUUACAACCUUUGUUUUCCUGCGACUACUUGAAUCCAGCGGUGGUAUUUCGGCUCUGAGAGUAUACAUGUGGUUACCACUAGAGCAGUACACCUACCAACGGAUAACAGUGACUGGCUUCAAUCACGUUAUGGAUCUUUCGUGCGACUUUCACGACAACAAAAGUUCGGGUUCAGUGUGGCAUGCGCUCAACCGUGGAACAAUCGUUCAGAACGUGGUUCGCAAGGUGUUAUUUCAGUUUCUACCAACGAUUUCUGACCUUUUUAUCGCGGUAACUGUGCUACACGUCACAUUCGGCCCAUAUAUGGGCCUGAUCACUGCGGCGAUGAUAGGGCUUUUCCUAUGGUCCUCCAGCACCAUAUCGGAACUGCAAAAAGCAAACCGUACGAGAUACAUUGCAUCGAUCAAGAAGGAAGUCAAUAUUCGCUGUGAGGCAACAAAUAACUGGCUCACUGCCACCUAUUUCAACAAGAUCGAUUAUGAAAAGCAGCGACAUUCUUUCGCAGUCAAUGAUCGUCUCGGCUCUGAACUAUCCGUCCGUCGAUGGUGGCGUACGGAGAACGUUGUGCAGUCCUUGAUCCUGUCGCUAGGGUUGAUAUGUGCUUGUUUUAUAGCCAUUUAUCAAGUCUCCAACGGCACGAAACCGGUUGGGAGUUUUGUUAUGCUGCUUGGUUAUUGGGCUCAGCUCUCCAGUCCACUCGAGCUCUUCUCUAAUGGGUUUACUUCCAUCAAACUUGACUUGGUAGAUGCUGAGGAAUUUAUGGGUCUCUUGAAGAAGGUACCGUCCAUCACAGAUAAACCCGGCGCAAGCGAGUUACGAGCUCAGACAGGCACUGUCAGCUUCAACAAUGUGUCAUUUUCAUAUGACAAGAAACGUCAGGCGCUCAAUGGUGCUACAUUCACAGCCCAGCCAGGGCAGACUGUGGCAUUGGUUGGAGAAACAGGGAGCGGCAAGUCAACUACCUUGAAACUGUUACUUCGUCUCUAUCGUCCAGAUUGGGGGUCGAUUGAGAUCAAUGGUCGGAAUAUAUCCGAUGUUUCACUUCAGAGUUUACGAGAUGCUAUCGGAGUUGUCCCUCAAGAUCCUGUACUUUUCAACGAUACUUUGUUCAACAACCUGAAAUAUGCAAAUGAAACAGCUACUGUUGAGGACGUUCACCGUGCUUGCGCAGCGGUGAGGCUUCAUGAACGAUUUCUCAGCUUUCCAGACGGCUAUGAAACAAUUGUCGGGGAACGAGGCAUCAAGCUUUCUGGAGGGGAGCUUCAGCGUGUAGCAAUAGCUCGGGUACUACUCAAAGAUCCCAGUUUUGUGUUUUUGGACGAAGCAACUAGCGCUGUUGAUAGCGAGACCGAAGCACACAUCCAAUACAGCCUAGCUCAACUCACCACAGGGAGGACAACAUUGGUCAUAGCGCAUCGUCUAUCAACAGUCAUAAAUGCAGAUCAGAUACUUGUGCUCAAAGACGGAAGCAUAGUUGAACGAGGGACCCAUCAAUGCCUCAUCAAGCGAAACGGCUACUAUUGCCGGCUGUGGAAGCACCAGGCUGGCUUUGAUACGAAGACAAAUGGGUCAGUCCUGAAGCCUGAGGCUCCAGAGUUUGUUCCUAUGGGGAUGAAAUGA
Talaromyces marneffei is the source of this 2490-nucleotide messenger RNA. RefSeq lists its product as uncharacterized. Gene Ontology annotation, molecular function: ATP hydrolysis activity; ATP binding; ABC-type transporter activity. NCBI's taxonomy places the organism in Eukaryota, Fungi, Ascomycota, Eurotiomycetes, Eurotiales, Trichocomaceae. The record is from RefSeq and is a predicted model, not a curated record. Gene Ontology annotation, biological process: transmembrane transport. The coding region runs from base 1 to 2490 and encodes 829 amino acids. Gene Ontology annotation, cellular component: membrane. The transcript has a single exon.